AUGGUCAUCACACGAUUUUUGAAGUCAGCAAGCACCACGGCUGCUGCACUACUCCUGUUCGGCAGCGUGCAAGGACAGCCAUCAGCAGCAACAAACAACACGCCAGAGCUCUCGGGCUUCCCAGCAUGUGACGCACUUGUAGCCGCUAAUCUAUCUCACGCUGUUCACUUCCCGUCCUCCCCUCUAUACCGAUCCCUCGUCGAAAGCUCCUAUGCCAUUGACACGCGCAAACAGCCCUGGUGCUUCGUCCUCCCAAGCACCACAACUGAGGUUUCUACAACUCUCACUGCUCUGCGCUCCGCCGGUGGCGGUGCCGGGGACUGGCACAUAGCAAUUCGCAGCGGCGGGCACGGGGGCGAUAACCAGAACAAUAUCGCCGAGGGCGUGACCAUCGACUUGACGCACCUCAACGCCACCACGUACGAUGCGACGACCAACGUUGCGAGCGUCGGAACCGGAGCGCGUUGGGGUGCAGUCUAUGCCGAGUUGGAAAAGGACGGAGUCACCGUUACGGGCGGGAGAGAGGGUGUCGUUGGCGUUGGUGGGCUCCUUCUCGGCGGCGGUAUCUCGUGGUACACGGCGCGUACAGGCUUCGCUUGCGACAGCGUCGUCAACUACGAGGUGGUUCUGGCAAGCGGCACGAUUAUCAAUGCCAACGCAUCCGUCCACUCCGACCUUUGGCGGGCUCUGAAAGGAGGUAGCAGCAACUUCGGCAUCGUCACUAGGUUCGAUCUCGAGGCGUUCCCGGCUGAGAACUUGAACAUGGAGACGAGGACUUACGCUCGGGAACACUCCGACGAGCUUAUUGACGCGAUUGCGGAUUUCGCUGGUCUGAAUCAGUCAAUGGCGGACAAUGCAUUGAUCUCCAUGACGACCUACGACCCCAAGAUUGAGGACAGCACAAUUAUGGUAGUCGAGGUCAACACCAGAAACAAGGCCAACAGCACAGCAUAUGACGCCUUCAACCGUAUCCCACUCUUGCAACCGCCUACCACGAAGUCAGUGUCUCUUGUGGAGGCUGCCAAUAGCACUCAGCUUUCCGGCAAAAAUCGGAACGCUGGGGCCGGAGCUCUGACCAUUGUCAACGACCCACGGGUUAUGCGCUACUGCUUCGAACAGUAUAACGGUAUUGUCGAUGAUAUGAAAGCCCUCCUAGGACCGAAGAACUUCACUACGAUCCUCGACUUCCAGCCGCUCCCUUCAUACUUCGCAGACAUCGGUGUGAAAAAGGGCGGGAACAUGCUUGGACUCGAGCGAGACUCUCGCAACAAGAUCCUCUUCGUAAUGGGAGUGACUCUGCUGGGUUCUAACAGUGAGGAGCUCUAUCCCCGCGUUUAUCAACAGGUUGCGGCUAUGAACAAGAGGGUCGAGGAUUUUUCAAAGUCGAUCGGCAGCGACAAUGAGUUCAGAUAUCUCCCCUAUGCUGACUCGAGGCAAAAUGUUCUUGGGAGCUACGGCGAAGCCAACGUGGAGCACAUCCAAACAGUGGCUAAGAAGUAUGAUCCCAACGGCUUCUUUCAGCGCCGUGUGCCUGGCGGCUUCAAGAUUAGUAGGGUCUGA
Colletotrichum chrysophilum is the source of this 1560-nucleotide messenger RNA. RefSeq lists its product as uncharacterized. Bases 1 to 1560 code for a protein of 519 amino acids. The transcript has 3 exons. Gene Ontology annotation, molecular function: FAD binding. The record is from RefSeq and is a predicted model, not a curated record. Lineage: Eukaryota; Fungi; Ascomycota; Sordariomycetes; Glomerellales; Glomerellaceae.